Molecule: messenger RNA, 2590 nt
Organism: Oryzias latipes (Japanese medaka)
Lineage: Eukaryota; Metazoa; Chordata; Actinopteri; Beloniformes; Adrianichthyidae
Gene: plp1a
Product: proteolipid protein 1a
Biological process (GO): axon development; central nervous system myelination
Cellular component (GO): plasma membrane; myelin sheath
Molecular function (GO): structural constituent of myelin sheath
Source: RefSeq, a predicted model, not a curated record
GCCGAAGGCGAGAGGCGUAUAUCAUCAGCGGACCAGCUGCGGUGCAGGCGCCUGAACGCAUCAUCCAGACAUGGGUUGCUAUGAUUGCUGUAUGCGAUGUUUGGGUGGGGUUCCAUAUUGUUCCCUAGUUGCUACAUUGCUAUGCUUCUCUGGCAUCGCCCUCUUCUGUGGUUGUGGACAUCAGGCUCUUACAGAGACAGAGAGAAUCAUUGAGACUUACUUUGCUCGUAACCUUCAAGACUACAUCACUCUAGCCUACAUCAUUCAGUAUUUCCAGUAUGUCAUCUACGGUUUGGCCUCUUUUUUCUUCCUCUACUGCAUCGUUUUGCUGGCUGAGGGUUUCUACACCACAAGUGCUGCCAAGCAAACCUUUGGAGAGUUCAGGAGCACCAUGUGUGGCCGCUGCCUCAGCUCCUCGUUCAUAGUGAUGACAUAUGUACUUGCUGUGUUGUGGCUGCUGGUGUUUGCCCUCUCUGCAUUGCCGGUCUACUUCUUCUACAACAUGGAUGCAACGUGCCACACCAUCGACGUUCUGACUGAGACCCCAGCAAGUAUCAACCAGCUCUGUGUUGAUGCAAGGCAAUAUGGCCUUCUGCCUUGGAAUGCAGUACCAGGGAAAGCUUGUGGGAUGACCCUGUCUAAUGUUUGCAAAACCAGAGAGUAUCAAAUGACCUAUAACCUGUACAUUGCUGCCUUCGCCGGUGCGGGCAUCACUCUCAUGGCUCUGCUGACCUAUACUGUGUCUACCACCUAUAACUUUGCAGUUCUACGGUAUCUUGGGAGGAAGGGGAUAGGUGCACGGUGUUAAGAACCCGCCUCCACCUUGGGAUCUACAGGAAUGAAACACCUUUUUCAUCUGCACAGAACCACCUGUGGACUUUAGUAAAAUACACGUUUUUAUAUUUUGAUUUUUUUUUUUUUUUUUUUUUUUUUUUUUGUAAAGAUAUUUUUUCUCUUGGUUUAAUGUGAGAAAUUGCUUGGAGGUACAAGAGGGCUCAUUUCCCCAUCUUCAUCAUUGGUAAUCACUGUCUUGUUCACUCCUGGGAAUAUUCUCUACGUUUAAAUUUUUGCUACCCAAAGACCAAAUAACAUGCCUCUAACAAAUUAACAUAUAAUACUUAGAUUCAACAUAUGCAAAUAGAUUGCAGCUGUUAUGGAGAGUAGGGGGGAGUUACCACAGCGACGAGCUCUCACAUCUGGUUGCCAUGGAGGCGUACAAGCAUGCUUUUGCAGUCUCAUGCUGACCCCAGGACUUUUCUCACGGGCUCAAGAAAACCCCGAACAAUAAAGUCAUGCUUGAUUCAAAAGCCGGCCAAUGAGGAGUUGGCUCUGGGGGCCACCUGCUCCAUGAACUCCUGUCAAAGGAUUCUAUUACACACCAAGAGAGAGGGCUUUUGGGAUAAAGGUGGUGGGGGGAGUUGGUCCUCCAUGAAGCCUAAAUGCAGUUUCACUGUGACCAUUAUCCCGUACACACGACAUGCACAUGCCUUUGCAUGAAAUGGUACAUCUAUGUCCCCUGGAAUAAAGCACGGGUAGAGUAUGACAGAAGUCUGGAGAUAACAGGAGCACAGCCUAAAUCUAAAAUAUUUUAGACCAAAAAUGGGAUGCUCCUAUGGUUCAUCUUGUUGUUAAUCUGUGACUGAGUUUCUAGAGAAAAAUAGUUCAUCUUUCCUUAAAAAAUUCUUUAAGAAUUUGUUUGUAGUUAUUGUAUAACACUUUUUUUUAUUUGCUGCAUUCACUAAUUUUUUUUAGGUUAUGACUUUUCUAACUAAACUUUUUACAAUGUAGACAAAUUAUUUUGGCUGUAUGAGGUGGAAUUGUCAGAUGAUGGCCGGUCGUUGUUUUUACUUUUUUUUUCAAAAUGAAAUGAAUGUUUUGAGGAAUUUAGUUCCUUUGACACAUUUGGUUGGAGUCUUUUUGUCUGCAGUAGCAUUUUUGUAUUAUUCCUUUUUUUUUUUUAACGUUUUAACAGUAGCUCUCUCCUUGGCUCACGGCCACUUGCAGGGCCAAGGUGUUUAGUGAAGCAUUUUGUAGAGGGUCUGCUCUUGUCCACAGGUGCACUGCUCCCUUCACUUGGCUGUGUACCAGCUGUACCUAAAGAUGCUAAGGCACAGGGCGAAAGAGGAGAGGAGAGGCUUUGACCUGUACAGGAGGGUGCAGCGGGACAGAGGAGGGACGCAGUGCUCUCCAUACGCUGCAAACACAUUCGACAUCUCAUGACACCACUCGUUUAGCUGAACGAGCUUUUCUUAUUAACAUUUUAAGUUUUUGCUUAAGUUUGCAUUUGUUUGUUUUUUUAUGAAAUAUUUCCUGUUCUAGUUUAAACAUGUUUUAAGUUGUAAAUUGAUGCAUGGGCAGGUGCACACCUUCAUAUUUUGUUUAAAGCUUGAUGCUUAUUUCAUCUAAAUAUGCAGAAUGAGACCAGUUAAGAAAAAAAAUGUGAACUUUAUGAAGUUUUCCUGAAUGGAAAUAUUAAAAAAAAAAGAUUUUCUUUAAAGCAUUUUUCUAUGCCCAAGUCAGAUUUUCUUUACAGUACUGCAGUGCAUGCUCAGUAUCUUUUUAAUAAAACGGAGGGGAGAAAAAAAGUAAA